This is a messenger RNA of Alligator mississippiensis (American alligator), 5102 nucleotides long. RefSeq names its product protein phosphatase 1 regulatory subunit 13B (gene PPP1R13B). NCBI's taxonomy places the organism in Eukaryota, Metazoa, Chordata, Crocodylia, Alligatoridae. Gene Ontology annotation, cellular component: nucleus. The transcript is spliced from 18 exons. The record is from RefSeq and is a predicted model, not a curated record. Gene Ontology annotation, biological process: negative regulation of cell cycle; apoptotic process; regulation of apoptotic process. Bases 127 to 3639 code for a protein of 1170 amino acids. Gene Ontology annotation, molecular function: p53 binding; transcription factor binding.
GUGCAGCAAAGGUCUAUCCAUUUAAGUAGAUUCUCACUGUAGCCCUUGCACAGGAAUUGUUUUAGAUUUUAGGUUUCUAUCACCUAUUAUUUUUUCUUGUAUUUACUAUUACUAACUGCUUUCCACAUGAAGAAUAUAUUAAGGAUGUUUCUUCGAAGUAUCGUAAACAAGUCAAAAGAGAAACCUUGGCUACCAGAAAAGAUUGGACUGAAGUCUGAAAGUAAGAAAAUGGACAAAAUAAUUAAAAAGAUGAUAUUAACUGUGUUCCUGAGCAACAAUGAACAGAUUUUGACAGAAGUUCCAAUUACACCAGAAACGACCUGUCGAGAUGUUGUGGAGUUCUGCAAAGAACCUGGAGAAGGAAGUUGCCACUUGGCUGAAGUGUGGCGGGGAAAUGAACGCCCCAUACCCUUUGAUCAUAUGAUGUAUGACCAUCUACAGAAAUGGGGACCUAGAAGAGAAGAGGUGAAAUUUUUCCUUCGACAUGAGGAAUCUCCAACUGAAAGCAAUGAACAAGGUGGACGUCAGACCCAAAAUCAAAGAAAUGGAAUAAAUAUACCGGUGGAGAAACGUACAGAAAAUGGGGUUGGGAAUCCACGUGUUGAGCUCACAUUUUCAGAGCUUCAAGAUAUGGCUGCCAGACAACAACAACAAAUUGAAAAUCAGCAGCAAAUGUUGGUUGCUAAGGAACAACGCUUACGUUAUCUGAAGCAGCAAGAACGUCGUCAGCAGCAGUCCAUUUCUGAGAGUGAAAAGCUUCAAAAACUUAAGGAACGAGUGGAGACCCAGGAGACAAAGCUGAAAAAAAUCCGUGCCAUGAGAGGGCAAGUGGACUAUAGCAAGAUCAUGAACGGCAACCUGUCUACUGAAAUUGAGCACAUCAGUGCAAUGUUCCAGGAAAAGCAGCAGGAGCUACAAGCUGCAGUGUUAAAAGUGGAUCAACUCACUCAGCAACUGGAAGACUUGCGGAAAGGGAAAUUGAAUGGCUUCCAGUCUUACAAUGGACAGAUGACAGGGCCUGCAGCUGUAGAACUAAAAAAGUUGUAUCAGGAGCUGCAGAUCCGUAACAGGCUUAAUCAAGAACAGAACUCCAAGCUGCAGCAGCAGAAGGAACUUUUAAACAAACGCAACACGGAGGUGGCUAUGAUGGACAAGCGAAUCAAUGAGCUGCGCGAGCGCCUGUACAAGAAAAAAGUUGAGGCACGUCAAAAAGAAAACAUCCCUUUAAAUCGUAUUAACGGAACCUCAUCGCCACAGUCAUCCUUGAGUGCUUCAGGAAGAGUAGCAGCAGUGGGACCUUACAUCCAGGUUCCCAGUGCAGGCAGUUAUGCUGUACCAGUGGACCCAGUGAAACCACAGUCUCUCACCAUUGCUUCCAGUUCAACCCAUGGAAGAUCAAAAUCUGAUGGUGGAAAAAUAAGCAAGGUGCAUGGCUCCUGGACAGAGUCAGAUCUUGAUGCUGGGCCUGACUACAGCUCUUCCGGGCAAUCUACAAACUGUGAAAAACAAUUUCUAGACUCUACUGAAGGAAACUGGCCAACACUUAAGCAAAGCUCAGCCCCUGUCGUAAAACCCUCCCAGCUCUCCAACGCAGACUGGAAAGAAUCAAGCAUGGAUACAGCUUUAAAACAAGGAACUAUAUCCAGUCAGCCUUUGCCAUCUUCUUUAUUAGGAAGUACUGAUAAGCUGGGCCUUGAUAUGGGGAAGGUGCCACCAACCAUUCCUGGUGUGAGCAAGCAGUUGCCUCAAAACUAUGGGACCUAUCCAAGCCCUAUUCCUUUAGGAACAAGUUCUACAAAUUCUCUGGAGAGGCGGAAGGAUGGCAGCCUGCCAAGACCUGGUUCCAGUAUAAUAAGUCGGCAAAGAUCUGUUCCAUUACCACCAUCAAGCAACAUACAUCAACCCAGUUCCUCACAACAGAUCCAACAGAGAAUUUCCGUACCUCCUAGCCCUACAUAUCAGCCUUCUGGCCCCCCCUUAUUUCCUGGAGGAGAUGGAAGGCCUGACCUUCCUUUAACUGUGGCUAUCAGACCUUUCCUAGCUGAUAAAGGAUCAAGGCCUCAGUCUCCCAGAAAAGGACCACAAACAGUAAACUCAAGUUCCAUCUACUCAAUGUAUCUUCAGCAAGCAACCCCACCCAAAAACUAUCAACAAGCUGUAUACAACACCCUAAAUAAGUCAGUAAAAGCAGUUUAUGGAAAACCUGUUCUACAAUCUGGCUCAACUUCUCCAUCACCUUUACCAUUCCUUCAUGGUUCUUUGCCUGCACACCCUUCUUCACAGCCACAGUCUCAGCCUCAGGCUGAGCUCACUGAAAAAGAUCAAGAGCUAGAAAAUAUUCCUUCCUCUGGUGAAAAUAGCAAUGUAGAAAACAUUCCUCGCCCUCUCAGUCCUACCAAGCUUACACCUAUUGUCCAUUCACCCCUCCGAUAUCAAAGCGAUGCUGAUCUUGAAGCUCUUAGAAGAAAAUUAGCCAAUGCUCCCAGGCCAUUAAAGAAGCGUAGUUCUAUCACUGAACCUGAAGGACCCAGUGGGCCAAAUAUACAGAAGUUAUUGUAUCAGCGUUUUAAUACACUUGCUGGAGGAAUAGAAAGUGCUCCGUUUUAUCAGCCAAGCAAUGCACAGGACUUCAUAGGCAUCUUAGCAGAUGUUGAUAAUGGAAACACUAGUACCAAUGGCAAUAUUGAAGAACCUAUUUCUGUGCAACCUACAGUUCCUCUUCCUGAUGAACCUCCUCCUUCAUCAGAUGCCAAUGAUAAUGAAUUACCUUCUCCUGCCACUGAAGAAUUGAUCAGUAUUGAAACCACUAACCAAACCUCUGAGACAACUGAAGAUAGUAAUAAUAAUCCUGCUAUACUCCCUUCCACUGAGCAGCCACCUAGCCCUGUACCUGAGGUUAGUUCCCCAGUAGAAGAUGAAGUUCCUGUGCCACCAGCUGUUCCUCCUCCUCUUCCUCCAACCAAACGUACCAACCUGAAGAAACCUAAUUCUGAGAGGACAGGACAUGGUUUGAGAGUGAAGUUCAAUCCUUUGGCCCUCUUGCUUGAUGCUUCUUUGGAGGGAGAAUUUGACCUGGUACAAAGGAUCAUAUAUGAGGUUGAUGAUCCCAGCAAACCCAAUGAUGAAGGAAUUACCCCUUUGCAUAAUGCAGUAUGUGCUGGCCAUCACCACAUUGUAAAGUUCCUGCUUGAUUUUGGUGUAAAUGUGAAUGCAGCAGACAGCGAUGGAUGGACACCUUUGCAUUGCGCAGCUUCUUGCAAUAGUGUUCACCUCUGUAAACUACUGGUGGAAUCUGGGGCAGCAAUUUUUGCUUCAACUAUAAGUGAUAUAGAAACUGCUGCAGACAAGUGUGAAGAGAUGGAGGAGGGUUAUAUUCAGUGUUCCCAGUUCUUGUACGGUGUACAAGAGAAAUUGGGAGUCAUGAAUAAAGGAGUAGUAUAUGCACUCUGGGAUUAUGAAGCCCAGAAUAAUGAUGAGUUGUCAUUCCAUGAGGGUGAUGCCAUUACUAUUCUGAGACGCAAGGAUGACAAUGAAACGGAAUGGUGGUGGGCUCGCCUCAAUGAUAAAGAAGGCUACGUGCCUAAAAAUCUUCUGGGGUUAUACCCACGAAUAAAGCCUAGGCAGCGAACCCUGGCUUGAACUCAGUCAUAUGGCAGUCCGAUACAUCUUUCUGGUAACUGGAAACUUAAAACAUACACUGGAACCAUUCUUUUAAAUCGUAUUUCACCUGGAGAAAUAAAGCUAUAAUCUUUGUUUUUAAUGGUGCUUUCUCUUGUUAGUGGACAGCAUUCAAGGUUUUAAAAUCUGUAGUUUGUAAAUAAUUAUUCCGUGUGAUCCACUACUAACAAGGAGAGCGACCUACACAACCUACAGUAUUUUGCCAACUGCAGUCUAAAAACCAAAACCACAAGUCCCAGCUGUUGAAGGUCCUGUGGUUGGAACUUUCUGUCGAAGUGUUCAGAAGUGUCAUUUGCAAAAUGCAGAUGUGCUGUUCUCUGUUCCAAUCCCACAGCAACUGUCCCAUGUGUCAAGAUUUUAGAUAUUGUUUUUGUCUGACACCAGUGAAAGUUGAGUUUACUCAUUACUGAUUUAACUCCUUGAGUGCCAGGAUGGAAAAUAAGCUACGUGAAUAGUCACCAAAGCUUUAUGGAGACUAGGAUUUAAAUAUAGGAGUCUGCUUAAGUAACACUUACAUUCUAAUUUAGACAUCCCAAAAUUAAACUUCAGAUAUCCUAGCAUCAAGAUAUUGUUUGCAUUUAGUGACAAGCUAGGAGGAAGAUCAGCAGUAUUUGUACACCUUCUUGGAACCCCUACAGUAGUUCACUUAGUAUUUAUUUUCUUGAUUUUCAUCUCAUAGCACCAAUUUACCUCUACUAAUUAAAACAUUUCCCCUACUAACCACACGAAUUUAAAAAAAAAAAAAAGAACUAAACUUGCAGUUAAAGGGAUUUGUAUGUCUGCAUGGAUGAAAGUGCAAUAGUUGAGAAGGGUAAGAGUCUGAUUUAACUUAAAGUCUGCCUUAGUUAUGGUAGGAAGACUUCGAAGGACCGAAUAGAAGUGGAGAGAGUUGAUUGUGUUUAGGUAUAAGGUCAAGGAGAGAAAAAGUAACCAAGUUCACAGUAGGAUUUGAAAAGUGAUAAUAGUCUGUAUCAAUGAGGACAGUUCCUGUGGUUCUUGGCAGCCCCACACCUAUAGCCAGGGUGAGUUAUGCAAUAACCUACAUCACGAUAUUGUAGUUUCAAGCAAACAGCACUUCACUGGAGUUUUAAAUGUACAUGGGUUUUAUAUACCAAAAGUAUAUUUUGGAUUUCCCAUAAUAAGCUGUAGCCAUGUUUCUUGCAAUUUUUUCUCCCAUUAAGCUGUAGGCCACUUUGCUUUAAAUCUUCAUGUACGUCUUGUGUAUAAUUUAUAAUAUACAUUUAUGCAGUGCUGUAACAUGCUUCUACCACAGGUUAGCAUAAAUUGUAUAUAUUGUGGUGAUGAAAAGUGAAAGGGUAUUAUUGUUAAAGAAUUUGCUACAUGAAUGUGACAAUUUCAAGACCUAUGAUGCACUAAAUUUGGAAGAACAUGUAAAAUGUGCACAAUAAAGUACUGCUAAGGCA